AUGAGUAGUUAUAAUUUUAAUCUCACAGAUGGUUUUUUAGAAGAUUUAAGCGGUGGUCUUUAUAGCAGCGGAAAUAGUAAUAAUAAUAGCAAUAAUAAUAAUACAACGACAACAACCACAACCACAACUACAUCUAGCAACUACAGUAAUAAUAAUAAUAAUAACUAUAAUAAUAAUAUAAAUUUAAAUAGUAGUAUAAAUAAUUUAAAUAGUUUUGAAGGUGGUUUACAAGGAUAUGGCAGGCCGCACGAUAGUGAAGAUCAAUUAUUAUUUCGAUUACCACCUCAUUUAGCAGAAAGAGUUAGAAAAAUGUUGAAACAAAAAUAUAUGGAUAUACCAAUCGAUUUUCAAUUUAGGAAUGAAAGACAAAUGAUAUUUAAAUUUGGUGACGAAACAUACAAUGCCAAUUUAGUAGAUUUACCAUGUGUAGUUGAAUCACAUAAAACAUAUGAUAAAGCAAAUUAUUUCAAAACUGCAGAUAUUGGUCAAAUGAUAUUAGUAAAUGAUAAUAAUAGUAAUAAGGAAAAUAAUGAAUCAAAUGAUAAUAAUAAUAGUAAUAAUAAUAAUAAUAAUAAUAACAAUAAUAACAAUAAUAAUAGUAAAACAAAUUCGGUUCCACCAAAUAAUGUUGUAAAUAAUAUGUUAACAAGUGGUCUAACACCAGCAAGUAAAGAUAUCGUUAAAAGAAAAUUUAGAGUAUAUAACAGAGAAAAGAUUACCGAGUUAGCAAAGAUUGAAGAAGAGUUGGUUAGAAUUAUAAAGCCAAACUAUGGAGAUGGUGAGGAUAUAGAGUUUGUAUGCUUACCAGAUUUGAAGGAUAGAUAUGGUAAUGAACUAUUUAACACAAACUCAACAGAUCCAGUAAUAUUUGAGGAAAAAGCAGACGAUCAAAUUAUUAUAGAUGAUAUUGAUAGUAAUGAUGAAUCCGGUUUAGAAGAUGAACCUGAUCAAAUUAGAACCAUCAAAGUUAAGAAUAUGGGCAAUUCAAUGGGUCACCACCAUCACCACCAACAAAGAAGAAUGGGUCAUAGUAACGACGAUGAUUUUAGCGAUGAUGAUAGAUAUAGUAGAGGCAGACCAAUUUCAGCGGCAGAUAAAUCACCAUUAGAAAAAGAAAGAUCACCAACUGGCAGAAGGGGUAGCGACAGAAGAUCAAGAGGAAGUGACAGAGGCAGAGAUAGAUCCUUUGGUAGUAGUUUUGUAAAUAUGAGUAAUCCAUCUACACCAGUUAGUAUAAAUACAAGUAGCAAUAGUAUCGGCUCAAUGUCUCAAAGUGGCUCAACCCCAACAAGUCUUAAAAUUAAAUUUGCAAUUCCAUCUUCCCCUUCAAUCGAGUCCCUUAAUAAUAUUAAAUCCCCAACAGAUGAUCUUCAAAAGAGUACAAACUCUAUUAGUGCCUCCGCUGGGAGCACACCAAUACUAUCACCUUCACAAAAAUCACCAACCUCGCCAAGAUCGCACGAAGAAAAGAAAAAACACAGACACAGAGACAGAGAAAGAGAUGGAGAACAUAAAAGAAGAAAGAAAGAAAGAAGUAGUACCGAAAAAAGUAGUGAUAUUAUUUCACCACUUACCUCACCACAACAACCAACUCUUGUUCAAUUAGACUCAAGUAUUUCAGAUUUAACAACAUCAACAAAUAAUCUAAACAGUAGUAUAAAUAACAAUAAUAAUAAUAACAAUGUUAUUUCAUCACCUCCAAUAUCAUUUAUCACUGAACCAACUACACCACCUCCACAACAACAACCUCAAAUUAAUAUUUCAGAUUCAACAAAUUCAACAACCUCAGCAUCUACAAGACCAAAAACAAACUCACCACUUAACCAAGCCUCAUCAUCAAUCCAACCUGUUUCAUCCAUACCCAUUAGCACUAGUUCAGAAAACAUUGCACUCCCAUCCACACCACCAAUUUCACUUAGCUCAACUAAUAUUAGUACUCCACCAAUCUCAGUCUCGACACCACCUAUCUCGGCCACUACAGUCCAACAACCAAUUCAAAACAUUUCAACUCCACCCUCAAAUAGUGAUAGUGAAUUAUUAAACCUAAUUGGAUCAUUAAGAAAAUUACAACAAGAAUCUGAAACACUCAAGAGACAAUUACUUCAACUUCAAACCUCAUUAAACAGCGCUCCAAACAAAAUUUUAAGAGAGCGUCAACAAGUAAAAGUAGACGAUGCAACAAAACAAUUAAAUUUAAAAUUAAAAGAAAUUGAAAAUGUUGAAAACUUAAUACAAGAAAUCAAAAAUAAAUAA
Messenger RNA from Dictyostelium purpureum, 2253 nucleotides. RefSeq lists its product as uncharacterized. Gene Ontology annotation, cellular component: transcription factor TFIID complex. The coding region runs from base 1 to 2253 and encodes 750 amino acids. Gene Ontology annotation, molecular function: RNA polymerase II general transcription initiation factor activity. Gene Ontology annotation, biological process: transcription initiation at RNA polymerase II promoter; RNA polymerase II preinitiation complex assembly. The transcript has a single exon. The record is from RefSeq and is a predicted model, not a curated record. NCBI's taxonomy places the organism in Eukaryota, Evosea, Eumycetozoa, Dictyosteliales, Dictyosteliaceae.